Molecule: messenger RNA, 525 nt
Organism: Paramuricea clavata
Lineage: Eukaryota; Metazoa; Cnidaria; Anthozoa; Malacalcyonacea; Plexauridae
Source: the annotation of a GenBank genome assembly
AUGCAUGAGCAAAAUGGCACUCAAACCGACGUGAUGGAGAGAGAAUAUUUCAAAAGCAUGAAGAUCACUUAUACAGCAGCACGUAGAGGGCAGCCAGAACAACGACAACUCUUUGCUGAAGUUAAAGAAGAGUUAUUAAACAAUCUUGUUGCAAACAUUGAAGCCCGGUUUCCACAGGUUGAUCUUAUUACCGCCAUGCAGAUUUUUGAACCUGCAUCUUAUCCCGCGGCAGAGGAAAACAACCUUCUAUCUUGGGGAAAUCAAUACUUGGAAACGCUAUUGAAUUUCUAUGGUAAAGAGAAAACAAACCAAGAAGGGCGACGUUUUCCAUCAAUGGUAGAUAGUGCUGAAUGCCGUGCUGAAUUUUUGCCAUUCAAACGACUAGUAAUGAGAAACAAAGGUGAGCAACGACUGGGCGACGAUAGUAGGGAAAAUUUUCACUACUACAAACCACCCGAAUUAAUGCAGAAAUUAUUUGGCAAUGCAGGGCGACAGAAUCAAGAAAUCUAUCCAGCGAUGUUUUGA